Adineta steineri is the source of this 2727-nucleotide messenger RNA. Lineage: Eukaryota; Metazoa; Rotifera; Eurotatoria; Adinetida; Adinetidae. The record is from the annotation of a GenBank genome assembly.
AUGUUUUUUCUUAGUAGUACAAUUGGAACUGUCGCAUCUGGUGUUUUCGUUAGUAUUAAUAAUACUGUUUAUGUGGCUACUCAACAAACUAAUCAGGUUGUUGUAUGGUACGAAGGAAGUAUUAAUCCAAAUAAAAUUCUUUCUGGUAGUUUGAAUACACCAUCUGAUCUUUUCGCUACUCCUCAAGGAGAUAUAUAUGUUGAUAAUGGUUUAAAUGGUCGAGUUGAUAAAUUUGCAUUUAACUCAAAUAUAAGUACUCCUGCAAUGUCGGUUCCUAGUUCAUGUUAUGCCAUUUUCGUUGAUAUUAGUAAUAAUCUUUAUUGUUCAGCGUUUAGUUCUCAUCAAGUUGUUAGGAAGUCGUUAAAUAAUAGUGUACUUACAUCAACUAUUAUUGCUGGCAACGGUACAGCUGGAUCAACAGCAACUAUGCUUAAUGCACCUGUUGGAAUUUUUGUCGAUGCUAAAUUUAAUUUAUAUGUUUCAGAUUCUACUAACUGCAGAAUACAAAUGUUUCCUGUCGGACAAUUAGCUGGAAUAACUUUAGCAGGUGCUAGUGUACCAGGAACUAUUACACUUUAUUAUCCAAAUGGUAUUACAUUAGAUGGUAAUGGAUACCUUUUUAUUGCGGAUACUUAUAAUCAGCGAAUAGUUGGAUCAGGACCAUAUGGUUUUCGAUGUUUAUUUGGAUGUACAACUAUUGCUGGUUCUGCACCAAGUCAAUUAUAUUAUCCAGCAAUCUUAAGAUUUGAUAGUUAUGGAAAUAUAUUUGUUGCUGAUAGAAAUAAUAAUCGAGUGCAAAAGUUUAUAUUAGCAUCGAGUUCCUGUAGUCUUUCUUAUAAUCAACCAACAUUUUGUUAUAAUGCUUUAUGGUAUUCUAGUGCAUCAACUUUUGCAUCAAGUAGUACAAUUGGUACAUUACCAUAUGGUAUUUUUAUUGAUGGAAUUAAUACUGUGUAUGUACCUAAUCAAGUUAGUAACACUAUUUUAUCAUGGCCUCAAGGAAGUAAUACAUCAACAACUAAUACAUAUAGUAGUUUGAGCAAUCCUUAUAGUCUAUUUAUGUCUAUGGCUGGUGAUAUUUAUAUUGAUAAUGGCUAUUCAUAUGGCCGAGUGGAUAAAUAUACAUUUAAUACAUCAAAUCGUGUUACAGUUAUGAAUGUUAAUGGAAGUUGUUAUGGUUUAUUUAUUGAUAUUAAUAAUAAUCUUUAUUGUUCACUUAAAAGUCUUCAUCAAGUUGUUAAACUUUUACUUAAUAAUGGUACAACCACUCCGACAAUUGCAGCUGGAAAUGGUUCUGCUGGAUCACUGUCAAAUAUGCUGAAUUCACCUCAAGGAAUCUAUGUUGACAGUAAUUUAAACCUAUAUAUUGCAGACAGUGCUAAUAAUCGUAUCCAAUUUGUUCAAACCGGUCAGUUAGAUGGAGUGACAAUCGUUGGUAAUGGAUCAUCAGCAAAUAUUACACUAAACUAUCCAACUGGAGUUGUCCUUGAUGCUAAUGGUUAUUUAUUUAUUGUGGAUAGUUAUAAUCAUCGUAUUGUUGCUUCAAGUUAUUAUGGCUUUCGAUGUAUAGUGGGAUGUUCAGGAGGUGGUUCAUCUGCAUCUCAAUUAUCUUUUCCACAAAGUAUGGCUUUUGACAGUUAUGGAAAUAUAUAUGUUACUGACCGAAAUAAUAGUCGAGUGCAACAAUUCACUCUUCAAAACAACAACUGCAGUAAAAAGCAUAACUGUUUUAUUUUUCAGCAAUACCGACGACCACUACCACUACUACGAGCAGCAGCAGCAGCAGUACCACAACUAGCACUGCUACUACUACCACUAGCAGCACCACAAGUAGCAGCACUAGUACUACUACCACCAGCAGUACUACAAGCAGUAGUAGUACUACAAGUACCUCUACCACCACUACCAGUAGCACUACUACUACUACAACGAGUACCACAAGUAGCACUACUACUACCACUAGUACUACAACAAGUAGCAGCAGUACCACAAGUAGUACUACCACGAGCAGCAGUAGUACCACAAGUAGCACGACCACCACUAGCAGUACCACUACGAGCAGUAGCAGCACCACAAGUAGCAGUACGACGAGUAGUAGUAGUACUUCAAGUAGUACUACCACGAGCAGCAGCAGUACUUCAAGUAGCACUACUACCACGACCACCACUAGCAGUACCACCACGAGUAGCAAUAGUACUACAAGUAGCACCACUACUACUACUAGUAUUACAACAAGUAGCAGUAGUACCACAAGUAGUACUACGACGAGCAGCAGUAGUACCACGAGUAGCACUACCACCACGACCACCAGUACCAGUACCACUACGAGUAGUAGCAGCACCACAAGUAGUAGUACUUCAAGUAGUACUACCACAAGCACCAGUAGUAUCUCAAGUAGCACUACCACCACCAGCAGCAGUACUACAACGAGUAGCAGUAGUACUACAAGCAGUACUACCACUACCACUAGCACGACAACAAGUAGCACCACUACAAGCAGUAGCAGUACGUCAAGUACUACUACCACUAUCACUAGCAGUACUUCCAGUAGUACCACUACCACGACCACCACCAGCAGCACCACUACGAGCAGUAGCAGCACUACAAGUAGCAGUACUUCAACUAGUACUACCACGAGUAGCAGCAGUACCUCAAACAGCACCACUACCACCACAAGCAGUAGUACCACAAGUAGUACGGCUUCCAUUACAACUUCUCAAGGAUUAG